This is a messenger RNA of Aethalodelphis obliquidens (Pacific white-sided dolphin), 1632 nucleotides long. Its product is annotated as antibacterial peptide PMAP-23-like. The record is from RefSeq and is a predicted model, not a curated record. NCBI's taxonomy places the organism in Eukaryota, Metazoa, Chordata, Mammalia, Artiodactyla, Delphinidae. Gene Ontology annotation, molecular function: lipopolysaccharide binding. Gene Ontology annotation, cellular component: extracellular region. The transcript is spliced from 3 exons. Bases 674 to 1522 code for a protein of 282 amino acids. Gene Ontology annotation, biological process: defense response to Gram-positive bacterium; defense response to Gram-negative bacterium; innate immune response.
AAGCAGCCCGGAUGCACCUGUGCCAGCCCUGCCUCUUAGGAGGAGGGUCCUUGGAGGAGACCGAGCAGGAGCCACGGGGGAGGCAGGAGGGCACCCAGGAGAGUGGCAGCAGGGGACAAUCGGUCAAGGGCCAUUUCAGGAGGACAGACGUGUCUCUAGAGUCCGUAUAGUUGAAGACAAGGCUUGAGUGUGAAUUUGGAUCCAGUGAGGACUGGCCAGUCUGCAGUGGCCUUGAGUGUGAGAGGCGGCACUGAACUGGGGUCCCAGUGCAGAUGACCCCUCCCAUGCUUGGUUGAGGAGGGGUCAGGGGGACAGGCCAUGUCUGGUGGGGACCCGUGGAGAACUAUUUAACCGAGAAAACAGUGAGGAUGAAUCCAGGACAGGAGACAGAGGGAGCCAAGCCCCUGACUGGCUGAGGGCUGGGCCCAAAAGACAAGAUGGUGUGGGGUUGACUGUCUGUCUGGGGUUUGGGCUAGGUGUGUAAGGCUCUAGAAGGAGCUGGUACAGUCAUCCACUCAUCAACAUUAACUGAUGACUACUCUGUGCCAGACAGUGCCUAGAGGAGGAGAUUGAGUGCUGAAUACACUCCUUUACCCUAUUCCUGAGGAGACCAGAGUGUGGAGGCAGAGGGGACGUAAGACAGAGCCUGGUCUUCCCUCUCCUGGAGGACUCAAUGCUCUUGAGCAACCCUGCCUAUGACACUCCCCAUGGGCCCCAGGAGAGGCCAAGGUGUUGUCAGGGAGAUGGAGAAACCAUUUCUUCACCUUCCACAGGAGGCCUCCCGCUCCCACUGCCCAGCAAUCCCGUGAGGCAACAGCAGGGGCUGAGGCAAGUCCAGCUCACAGCCGGGGAGGAGAUCAGGGAUGGGGCAGGUCAGGAAGACGCGUGGUUGGGCCAUUGCAUCAGGCCCAGGAGGGGCAUAAAGGAGGGUCCUGCAUGCUGGGAGGAGGCCGACUUGGGGACCAUGGAGACUCAGAGGGCCAGCCUCGCCCUGGGGCGGUGGUCACUGUGGCUACUGCUGCUGGGACUAGUGGUGCCCUCGGCCAGCGCCCAGACCCUCAGCUACAGGGAAGCUGUGCUUCAUGCUGUGGAUCGUCUCAACGAGCGGUCCUCAGAAGCUAAUCUCUACCGCCUCCUGGAGCUGGACCCACCUCCCAAGGCCGAUCAGGACCUGAACACCCCGAAGCCUGUGAGCUUCACGGUGAAGGAGACCGUGUGCCUCAGGACGACCCAGCAGCCCCUGGAGCAGUGUGACUUCAAGGAGAAUGGGCUGGUGAAACAGUGUGUGGGGACAGUCACCCUGGACCAGUCCAAGGACCAAUUUGACAUAAACUGUAAUGAGGUGAGUGGCCCCUUCUGUGUUAUGGAGCUGAUAAUGGGGUGGGUUGUGGAACAUCCUUUGGACCAAUUACCCGUUGCCCCUUCGAGGGCAGAGAAAGGCCCUUCUACCUGGCCCCUCCCUCACCUGAGCCCCAGGCCUCCAGGACUGGCUCUGCCAUCCCUUAGAGCAGUGGUUCUCUAAGUGGGGUCCCACCCGGGAACUUGACAGAAAGGCAGAUUCCCAGGCCGCACUCAGACCUCCUGAAUCAGACUCUGGGCUGGGGCCCAGCCAUUUGUAUUUUCACAAGGCCU